Planococcus citri (citrus mealybug) is the source of this 1397-nucleotide messenger RNA. RefSeq names its product pepsin-2B-like. Bases 107 to 1282 code for a protein of 391 amino acids. The transcript has 9 exons. Gene Ontology annotation, molecular function: aspartic-type endopeptidase activity. Lineage: Eukaryota; Metazoa; Arthropoda; Insecta; Hemiptera; Pseudococcidae. Gene Ontology annotation, biological process: proteolysis. The record is from RefSeq and is a predicted model, not a curated record.
UUCGGGAUCGUCGCCUAUUCCUAUUCAGCUACUUAGUAUACUUGCACAGUACAUAUACCUGCGUACACUUGCGUUGUAUUUCAAAGAAAAGAUACCGAACUGAAAUAUGAAGCUAUUCGGUUCCCUGGUGCUUUUUAUAAGUGUCUAUCAGACAAUAUGCGUUUCUGCUCUUCCAAGGUCACCCUUGUCGAGCGGACACUUUCAACGAGUCAAAAGGCAAGCAGUCCUCAAUAAAAUUCCUCUAGAAAGCGACAACAGGAUGACGUAUUAUGGUAACGUUUCAAUCGGAACUUCGCUUGACGGAUCGCAUCAAACCUUUAAAAUACUUUUCGAUACAGGCACAGGCGCAUUUUGGGUACUUUCCUCGAAAUGUGCUGAUCCAAUCUGCGAACAAAAAACUCAUAAUCGGUAUUAUAAUUAUAGAUCAAUAACUACCAAGAUUCCAGGAAUUAAGUCUAUCGAUAAUGAAGUGCAUGUACGGGGCGAGUGGGCGGCCGGAUUUUGGACGAUGGAUGAUGUUUUUGUAGGCGAUGUCACGCUUAAACAGAUCCUGUUUCUCGAAGCUAGGGAAGUAUCCGAGAAUUAUAAAAAAGAAGUAUUCGACGGUGUAAUGGGAUUUGGAUACGACCCCCAGAAAGCAAGUGACAGUUUUAUAAACAGACUUUGCGAAUUUUCAAAUGAUAAAAAAGUCUCCUUUUAUUUAGAAAGGAAUAAGAGCCCAGUAGAAAGACAUGGCAAAGGCGAAGUGGCGUUAUGCGGGGAAGAUAGAGCCAAAUUCGAGGGUAAUCCACGGUACAUUCCCGUUGACGAUGGAUGGUUUUGGAGAAUUAAAGUCGAAACGGUUCUAUGGUAUGGUGAUCAAAACAGUUAUGUUAAAGAAAGGCGAGAGAAUACUAAAGCUUUAUUUGUUACUGCCGAGCCUUACAUUGCUGGACCAGAAGGUUUAGUUCGGACAAUCUUCGCGGACACAAAGAGUGAAUACGAUGAAGCGACUGGUUUACGAAAGGUUGAUUGCGAAAAAAUUCACGAAUUGUCAGGUUUUACAUUCAGAAUAGGUGGUAUUGAUUAUCCACUCUGGGCACCGGAUUUCGUCAUAGAGCCACUGGACGCUAAAAAAGAUCCGAAAGCCUGCAUACUCGGUAUCAAAAUACUGCCCAAAAACGAUGUUUCGGAUUGGGUUUUCGGAUCUGUUUUCAUCAGGAAGUAUUACACUAUAUUCGACGCGAAAAAUAAACAAAUCGGAUUAGCUAAAAGCAUACAAAAAAUUAUAGUGGUACCGUAAAAUGUAAAAUACGAGUAUAAUGUAAAAUAUCAUCCCAGUCAACACAAAUUAAUCCUAUCUUUAAACUACUAUAAUAAGAUACUUUAUGAAAAAAUAUACGGAAUCGAAACUUCAA